AUGACGCAUCCAGGCGGCAUAGACACGGAGGGUACCCCUGGGUUCGGCCUCGAUUCAGACUCAGACCCCCGUGCCACCGCUGCCGCCGGUCAGACCCAGCCUCAGCUGCACCAAUCCAUCCCAUUGCGCCCGCUGCCAGGGUCAUCAAGUCACCGUCCCACUCCCACUCACACAGGCCAGGCAGAUCAAGCAAGACAACGCCCCACGCCUGCUCUGGCACAGCAGCGGGACAAUCCGCUGCCUGCCGUUCCCGACCCACCAUCCCACCCUUCUCCCAACGUCAAAACCGACGCAUCCUCCGCUCCUGCCUCCCCAGAUGCCUCCCUCGACCUCUCACAUGGCACGAGCACUGAAUCUGUUCAUUCUGGAGGAGACACUGCCAACGAGAGCCCGGAUGUCGCCGCACGACCCUCCGACCAACUCCCCAUGCAACUCCUAAACAAGGCGCCGCCCUUCCUGCGCUCCUCGCCAGGCUUCCGGUCGCCAUCCUACGGCGCUGUCCCGCUCGGGUCAGCAGGUGAUACCACGGCUACAUCGGACGCCAGCAAUGACGCAGGCGAGGGCUCGAGUGACGGAGACACGCAUGGUGGUGGCACACGCACUACAAGAUCAGCCAAGUCCCACUCAUCACUCCGGAAGUCCGUGUCACGGGGCCGGCUUUCGCGCUCGUCGGAAGAGCUAGCCAGCUCCACAGUCACCGGCGGGAUAGAAGGUCGCUAUGGAGUGACCGAGUCGUCUCUGGCAAGCGACGUGCUUGCGGACCCAAAGACAACUGACACUGAAGAUGAGGAGGACGACAGUGUUGGUGUCCCAAUACCCUCUGAUGUCGAUGAGGACCCUCCCGACAACUCGCCUUAUCCACAAGUCCGCGCCUCCGUCGCACCAUACGACAAUACGACCUUGUCGAUAUCAACACCUCGCAUGUGGACUCUCAGCGUUUUGUUUUCGAUUAUUGGAUCUUCCACCAACUUGUUCUUUUCUUUGAGAUACCCCAGUGUUUCCAUCACGCCUGUCAUAGCGUUGCUACUCGUUCACCCUCUUGGUUUGCUCUGGGACUUGACUCUCAAGCGUCGCGAUGAUCCUCCCGAGCUGUUCGUCGAUGGUAACUUAUCUGGCGGUGUCGAAGGUUCGACGGGGCCGCUGAAUGAAGACGACCCGGUUCUGAGCUCGACUCCCCGAACCAGACUCGGUCGUUUACGGUUGUGGCUCGCGCAAGGCCGGUGGAACGAAAAGGAGCAUGCAUGCGUCUAUGUUAGCAGCAACGUUUCCUUCGGCUUUGCUUUCGCCACCGAUGUAAUUGUCGAGCAAACGCAGUUCUACAAACAAGACGCCAGCAUCGCCUACCAGCUUCUCCUGACCUUGUCGACACAAAUCCUGGGCUAUGCGUUCGCCGGCCUGACAAGGCGCUUCUUGGUUCGACCUAGCGGCAUGAUCUGGCCCAGCACCCUGAUGUCGGCCGCCAUGUUCACGACCCUCCACAAAGAGGAGAAUAAGCCGGCAGACGGAUGGCGCAUAAGCCGGUGGAACUUCUUCUACGUCGUCUGGACCGUGUCUUUCCUCUUCUACUUCUUUCCAGGUCUGCUGAUGCCAUGCUUGAGCUACUUCAACGUCCUCACAUGGUUCGCGCCGAAGAACGUCGUGGUGGCCAACCUCUUUGGUGUCACCUCUGGUCUAGGGCUGUUCCCUGUCACGUUCGACUGGGCUCAGAUAGCUUACAUCGGGAGCCCCUUGCUCACGCCGUUCUGGGCUGCCAUGAACGUCGUUGGCGGACUGGUCCUGGUCAUGUGGAUCAUUGCACCCAUUGCCUAUUACGGCAACUGGCUCUAUUCUUCGUACAUGCCUAUUCUGUCGGCAGCCGUGUUCGACAACACUGGCAAAGUCUACGACGUCAGCAAGAUCCUGACAAAGGAUUUCGUCUUUGACAGGGAGGCGUACCAGAACUACAGCCGAGUCUUCCUUCCCAUCACAUAUGUCCUCAGCUACGGUGUUCAGUUCGCUGGACUGGCAGCGUUGCUAACCCACACGGCUUGCUGGCAUGGCCACGACAUCUGGACGCAAUGGACGAGGUCGUUGCGAGAGGCAAAGGAGGAAUCAAAGGCUGCCUAUCAGCCACUUGCCAACGAACCAGAAGAUUCCACAAACGGAAGGCCGCAUGAGAAUGGCGUGCGACAACGUCGAAGCAUGUCAAUGUCAGGCUCCGGUCUCGAGGGCUUGAUGAAUCGAGAAGACGUCCACAACCGGCUAAUGAAGCGGUACAAAGAUGCCCCCAUCACGUGGUAUCUGAUCACAUUUGCGACGAUGCUGGUGGUGGGCAUCUUUGUCGUCGAGUACUAUCCGAUUCACCUACCUUGGUACGGGCUGCUGCUUGCGCUAGGGAUCUGUACCAUCCUCUUCAUUCCCAUCGGCAUCAUCAUGGCGGUAACGAAUCAGCACAGCAGUAUUUAUCUGAUCUGUCAGCUGGUCUGUGGUGCCGUCUUCCCGGGUCGCCCGGUUGCCAAUAUGGUUUUCGUCACCUACGGCUACAUAUCGUCCUCGCAAGGUAUCAAGUUCGCGGCUGAUCUGAAGCUUGGCCACUACAUGAAGAUCCCGCCCAGGACUUUGUUCUGGGUCCAAAUGGUGGCGACCAUCAUCUCGUCUUUGACGCAGAUCGGGGUACUGAACUGGAUGUUUGUCAACGUUCCCGGCAUAUGCACGCCUGAGGCGAUUAAUGGCUUCACAUGUCCACUUGCCCGAGUGCAUUUCAACGGUUCUAUUUUGUGGGGUGUUGUUGGACCUGGUGAAUUCUUUGGGCCCAACGCAACAUACCGACCGCUUGUCUGGUGUUUCCUCCUGGGAGCCGUCGCACCGAUCCCGCUGUAUUUCUACAGCCGCAACAAAAAGAAGAGCAUCGUUCGCAAGAUCAAUCUACCGGUGUUGUUUGGCUCCCUGAGUUGGAUACCACCUGCGACUGGCCUCAACUUCUCAGUGUGGGCUGUCAUCUGCUACUUCUUCAACUAUCUGAUCAAGAACAGGGCACAGGCAUGGUGGGCCAAGUACACAAUGACAUUGAGUGCAGCUCUGGAUUCGGGACUCGCAUUUGGCAUAGUCGUUGUCUUCUUUGGGCUGAUCUACCCAGGCUGGACAAAGAACUUCAGUUGGUGGGGCACAGAGGUGUAUAAGCAAGGCUGCGACUGGCAGGCCUGCUCUUACAACACCGUCCCAGAGGGUGGUCGUUUUGGGCCCGACACGUGGUAG
Messenger RNA from Diaporthe citri, 3234 nucleotides. RefSeq lists its product as uncharacterized. Lineage: Eukaryota; Fungi; Ascomycota; Sordariomycetes; Diaporthales; Diaporthaceae. Gene Ontology annotation, biological process: transmembrane transport. The coding region runs from base 1 to 3234 and encodes 1077 amino acids. Gene Ontology annotation, molecular function: oligopeptide transmembrane transporter activity. The transcript has a single exon. The record is from RefSeq and is a predicted model, not a curated record.